GGGCUCUUACCUUUGUGGCUAUCAAUGGAAAACCUAAAAAUGAAGAUGGGGCUCUAAAUCUGGUUCGACCUCUUUCAACGGCUCAGAUUCCUCAUUCAUGAUUCAUCCGUUGUUUAUAUAGACAGAGACGAACGGAGAGACACCGCGCUCUGGGGGAAUAAUCAACCUUCGUAGUUGUGGAUUUCUCUGAGCGGAACGGGUUUUGAUUUUGGAUCGGUUCAGUUUUCGAACCAUUUUUGUAAGUGCUUUUUUGAAUUUGUUGAAGCGCUUGUUCUUUGGUAGUGGUUAUGGCCGAGCAUCACGACCACGAUGAGCCCAAAGGUGAGUCGUUGAUUGAUAAGAUUUCCGGGAAGAUUCACGCUCAUGAUUCCUCUUCUUCCGAUUCCGACAAUGAAAAGUUUGACACUUCUGGUUCUAUUAAAUCCAAGAUUUAUCGCCUCUUCGGUAGGGAAAGGCCUGUCCACAAGGUUUUCGGUGGGGGAAAACCGGCUGAUAUCUUCCUGUGGAGAAACAAAAAGGUAUCCGGUGGAGUUCUAGGAGGAGCAACAGUCGCAUGGAUUUUGUUUGAGUUGCUUGAAUAUCACUUUCUGACCUUGAUUUGCCACAUUUGUAUGGCUGCUCUGGCAGUAGUGUUUUUGUGGUCCAAUGCUUCUUUCUUCAUUAACAAGUCUCUGCCACACAUUCCUCAAGUUCACAUUCCGGAGGAGCCAGUGAAAGAGAUUGCCACUGCUUUGAGAGUUGAGAUCAAUAGGGCCAUUGCUGUCUUGAGAGAGAUAGCAUCAGGAAGGGAUUUGAAGAGCUUUCUUUAUGCAAUUGCUGGUUUAUGGGUUCUGUCCAUUGUGGGAACCUGGUUCAAUUUCCUAACCUUGCUGUACAUAGGAGUUAUUUUUCUCUUCACUGUACCUGUGUUCUACGAGAAAUACGACGAUAAGGUGGACGCCUUGGCAGAGAAGGCAAUUGCAGAGAUCAAGAAGCAGUAUGUAGUAUUUGAUGAGAAGGUACUUUCUAAAAUCCCAAGAGGACCUCUGAAGGACAAAAAGAUCGCUUGAGAGAGAGACGCCCCCGACUCGUGGUAGUAGUCCUGUUUUUUUUGUUGUUGUUUUCGAAAUAUGCAUUUGAUAGGCUUUUUUUAGUCAUUGGCGUCCUGAAGUUUCAUCCAUGAAAGAAUCUGUUCUUCUUUUUCUUCUCUUCUCUUCUCUUCUCAUCAGUGGGUUGGCAAUGUGGAUUAAUUUAUGGAUUGCGGAUACUACACAUGAUUUUGCUACAAUUUUAUAGCUCUCCUUACAUGUCAAGCCUUAGUGAACCACAAAUUUUAGGGAUGUUAUACUUAAUUGACAGUGGGUUUCAUGUAUAAAGUGAGAGUUGUUGUUUCAUUCA
This is a messenger RNA of Cucurbita moschata (crookneck pumpkin), 1377 nucleotides long. Its product is annotated as reticulon-like protein B1. The record is from RefSeq and is a predicted model, not a curated record. Lineage: Eukaryota; Viridiplantae; Streptophyta; Magnoliopsida; Cucurbitales; Cucurbitaceae. The transcript has 5 exons. The coding region runs from base 288 to 1049 and encodes 253 amino acids.